CUUUGCCUUCAUUGAUGCUAAGGCCCCCCAUCACCUGCAACCUCACACUUGUGCUUUUGCUAGCUUGUCCCUCCUCAGAAAUGGCCAUCCUGGCGUCCAUGGCGGCAAUGGCGUUCUUGCUGCUGAUGGAGGCAAUGAGCGUGUCACACGGCCAGCUUCAGGUCGGGUUCUACUCCGACUCCUGCCCCGACGCUGAGGACAUCGUCACCGCCGCCGUCCAGGACGCCGCCGGCUCCGACCCCACCAUCCUCCCCGCCCUCCUCCGCCUCCAGUUCCACGACUGCUUCGUCCGGGGGUGCGACGCGUCGGUGCUGAUCCGGAGCGCGCGGAACGACGCGGAGGUGAACAACAACAAGCACCAGGGGCUGCGCGGGCAGGCCGUCGUGGACGCGGCCAAGGCGGAGCUCGAGGACCAGUGCCCCGGCGUCGUCUCCUGCGCCGACAUCAUCGCGCUCGCCGCGCGCGACGCCAUCGCCAUGACGGGCGGGCCGUCGUUCGACGUGCCGACGGGGCGGCGCGACGGGCUGGUCUCCAACCUCCGCGACGCCGACGUGCUUCCGGACGUCGUCGAUUCCAUCCAGGUGCUCCGCUCCAGGUUCGCCGCCAGCGGCCUCGACGACCGCGACCUCGUCCUCCUCACAGCGGCGCACACGAUCGGCACGACGGCGUGCUUCUUCGUGAAGGACAGGCUGUACAACUACCGCCUCCGCGGCGGCGGCGUCGGGUCGGACCCGUCCAUCCCGGCGGCGUUCCUGGCGGAGCUCAAGGCGCGGUGCGCGCCGGGCGACUUCAACACGCGCGUCGCGCUGGACCGCGGCAGCGAGCGCGACUUCGACGACUCCAUCCUCCGCAACAUCCGCUCCGGCCUCGCCGUCAUCGCCUCUGACGCCGCGCUCGACGCCAGCAACGCCACGCGCGGCCUCGUCACGGCCUACCUCGGCGCCGCGUCGCGCAGGUUCGAGCGGGACUUCGUCGCCGCCAUGGUGAAGAUGGGCACCAUCGGCGCGCUCACCGGCGACGACGGCGAGGUCAGGGACGUGUGCUCCCAGUUCAACACCGACUGAUUGAUCGAUCGAUCGAUCCAUCGGUCGAACACUGUACAUUUCUUCUGAAAGAUCAAAUCGAUUCAAGAAUUCAACAACAAAUGAAAUGAUAUACUCCAUGAAAGAAAAGAUUAGGAUCUCUCUCUUUCUGUGUGUGUGUUCGUGUGUGUACUCCAAAUGUGAUACAAAUUUCACAUUGAAAUUCGGCAGAAUUUGAGGAAUUAAGCUUGAAAGUUUGCUGGAGAAAUCAGUUUGGUCGAUUGUUCGAGUGGCGAGAUCAUGCAGCAAUGCAAUGCGAGUACUCUGAAGUUGGUCUGUCUCUGCUUGAUCAGUGAAACACUGUACAAUUCUUCAGAAAGAUCAAAUCAAUUCAAGUAGUCAACAAAUGAAAUGAUA
This is a messenger RNA of Oryza sativa Japonica Group (Japanese rice), 1439 nucleotides long. RefSeq names its product peroxidase 43. Gene Ontology annotation, cellular component: plasmodesma; plant-type cell wall. Gene Ontology annotation, biological process: response to oxidative stress; hydrogen peroxide catabolic process. NCBI's taxonomy places the organism in Eukaryota, Viridiplantae, Streptophyta, Magnoliopsida, Poales, Poaceae. Gene Ontology annotation, molecular function: heme binding; peroxidase activity. The record is from RefSeq and is a predicted model, not a curated record.